AGUCGUCAGUUCCUGCGUCCUGUGCGUGAUGACGUACGCCUGCUUGGUUUUUCUCACCCCACCUUCCACUCGACCCGUCACAUUCUUUGGUUUGCCGUCGUCUCGGACACACCUUAGCCGACAGAACCAUGUCUGACUUCUCAGAAGAUCAAAUCCUCGAGUUUAAGGAGGCAUUCCUGCUGUUCGACAGGACAGGAGAUGGGAAGAUCAGCUACAGCCAGUGUGGGGAUGUCAUGCGGGCCUUGGGGCAAAAUCCGGUUAACGCCGAGGUGCUCAAAGUCCUGGGCAACCCCAAGGCCGAGGAGAUGAACACCAAAAUGCUAGACUUCGAGCAGUUCCUGCCCAUGUUCCAGGCCAUUGCUAAGAAUAAAGAUCAGGGGACAAUGGAGGAUUUCGUGGAGGGACUCCGUGUCUUUGACAAGGAGGGCAACGGCACAGUAAUGGGAGCAGAACUACGUCAUGUCCUCACCACGCUAGGUGAGAAAAUGACAGAGGAGGAAGUAGAGACGCUCUUGGCAGGACACGAAGAUGCAAAUGGAUGCAUCAAUUACGAAGCGUUUGUUCGUCACAUCAUGUCAGGCUGAGGGCCGAACUGGUCAGAAUGGUUAUGAGCGGGUGAAGACGAAGAGCAACCCACUUUUUUCUUCUUUUUUUUUUUUUCAUGUACCCCCUUUUUCCAUUUAGCUUCUUUCCAUGAGUUAUUACUCCAUCUUUAAUUUAAGAAGUGCCUUUACAUUCCUCACAAAAGAUCCAGGUUUUGCUUCCAGGCCUUUUCACCUGUGUGACCAACUUUUAUUCAUUUGGGUUUAUAUUACCUGCAGCAGCAUUUCAUCAUGUAAGAACACAUAAAUCAUUAUGCAAUAACUUCUGAUUAUUAUAAUUUUUUUUUAGAUAAGACCUUUAAAAUACAUAUACUGUCACCAAACUGCUGUGUCAUUGGCUAAGACUUGCUACGGCUGAAUAAAAGUGUUUCUGACUGUACGGUAAACCAGUGUAUUUAAAGCCAUACUAAGGCAGAAAAAAAGUUUUCUGUGUUUAGAAUUCAAACAGAUUUUGUUGCUGCAUUUAAAUAAAUGUUUUCUGGGAACCCA
This is a messenger RNA of Oreochromis niloticus (Nile tilapia), 1091 nucleotides long. RefSeq names its product myosin light polypeptide 6. The record is from RefSeq and is a predicted model, not a curated record. Gene Ontology annotation, cellular component: myosin II complex. The coding region runs from base 129 to 584 and encodes 151 amino acids. The transcript has 7 exons. Gene Ontology annotation, molecular function: structural constituent of muscle; calcium ion binding. Lineage: Eukaryota; Metazoa; Chordata; Actinopteri; Cichliformes; Cichlidae.